AUGUCUACAUCCUUUACGGAUCUUCUGCGUGAACAAGAGGAAGUAGCGGGGUGGAUUCUAAGAUUCUGGGCUAACGUAUGCAAGUUAGGAAAGGACAAGCUGACGGGAGCGGUUUUAGAGCAGACACAGGGUUUGCUCAACCGGUACUGGGACACGUUCCUUAGAGGUCACCGUAAAUUGAUGCGAUGCAAGGAGGUGAGUUCUAGUCCAUACGUCAAAGAGGACGCCUUUUCGGUCACAGAAGAAGCUUACCUUGACGCAGCCUCCAUGAUUUCCCAUCACCUGAAGGAGCUGCCGUCCCCUGGCUCCUCGCAAAGCCAACCGUCCAAUCUUGCGCCUCCGCCCCACCCGCAACUGCCUAAAAUCGAAUUGCCGAAAUUUUCGGGUGAUCCGUUACAACGGGAGAGCUUUCGUAACCUUUUUAAAAUUCUUGUCCAUGACGUCAGCCAUUUACCUGAUGUGCAAAAGCUACUCUAUUUGAAGUCUAGUUUGACAGGUGAGGCCGCCGAGGUCAUUCGGAAUAUGCCGACAACAGACUCCGGCUUCAGGGGAGCAUGGGAGGAUCUGGAAGCCCGGUACGGUAACAUUCGUCUGUUAUCGUUUUCACAUAAUCGUGCGCUCCUCUCGUGCCCAUCAGCCCUGCAGCAGUCAGCUAGCGAAUUGAAGCGGCUAUUGGACACUUUCCGCCAGGCGAUCAGGCCCCAAAAGCUUGAUAAAACUACUCACCUUGCUUGGGAGACCUCUUUGGCGGAUAGCAGGGAAAUCCCGCGGUUUCAGCAAUUAUCGCAGUUCUUGGAGAACCGGAUCCAAGCUCUAGGCGCUGCCGGUAUGACUGACUCAUCGCUCCAUGCUGCGUCGCCGGCAAGCUCUAAGGAAGUCAAACCUAAAACAAAGGGAGGAGGAUCAGCAAAAGGCGUUAACUCUACCGUCUUAGCCGCAGCGUCAAAGUCGCCCCCAGCCCGGAAAUGUCCGGGGUGUUCGGGCACCCACGGUCUAGGAUUUUGCUAUAAAUUCAAGGCUCUGUCGCCAGCAAAACGCAAGGAGCGCGUGCAACAGCUGAAGGCCUGCUUGAGCUGUUUGAAUGUAGGACACGAAGUGGGUAGGUGCCCGUCUAAACAAGUCUGUUUAGCUUGUAGCAAGCGACAUCAUACGCUACUUCACGAGGCGCUGACGGCUCCACCGACAAGCGCACCAGGCCGUGAAGGCGGACAGCCAGCAUGA
This is a messenger RNA of Osmia lignaria (orchard mason bee), 1221 nucleotides long. NCBI's taxonomy places the organism in Eukaryota, Metazoa, Arthropoda, Insecta, Hymenoptera, Megachilidae. The record is from RefSeq and is a predicted model, not a curated record.